Elaeis guineensis (African oil palm) is the source of this 1034-nucleotide messenger RNA. RefSeq lists its product as uncharacterized. Lineage: Eukaryota; Viridiplantae; Streptophyta; Magnoliopsida; Arecales; Arecaceae. The record is from RefSeq and is a predicted model, not a curated record.
CACCCACUGCUGGCCUCGGGAUGGGAGCCGUAAAGAAGUCGGGGAGAACAGGGGUGGGUGAGGAAAGGGAUGGGCCCCUAAGGGCAUGAGUAUCCACCCCCGAGAGCAAGCCAUCCCUACUAAUGAAGGGGCCAAGGCCCACGCUUUAAGCACUCCUUGCCCUUAUCCCCACGACAAAACCUCUGCUCUGCUCUCGCGCACUCUAUCCUCCUUCUGUAACCACCCCCUGUUCCUGUGGAUUCUGUCUUCUUCUUAUCCUGUAUAAUUAUUAGAACUCCACUACUUCUUGUGUCCACUUUGCUCUGUCCAGCUCUUGGUUUUUGAGACAAAUGGAGGACAUGAAGAGGUGCCAGAUACCGGCGUUUGGGAACUGGGACUACUGCGACGAGCUCCCCAUUACCCAGUAUUUCGAGUCAGCAAGGCAGGCCGGUUUGAUCCGUGGCCAUUACUUUGCAGAGGAUGGUGAUCUAUUCAAGGUGCCAGUGCCUGUGAAGCCAACUCAACAUCACUACCACCACCACCACAAAAAGCUGAGGAAGGGGGCAGGAGAGACGCUGCGGAAUGGGAAGGAGCAGCAGAGGAAGCAGGGGAGGGUGUAUGAUGUGGGCGGUCAGAGCCCAAGAAAGCCAAGAGCUCCCAAGGCGGUGGAUGAAGACUUGUACAAGAUCCCACCGGAGCUCCUCUACCAAAAGCCUAGGAGGGAUGCUCCGGAGUUUGUGGUCAGGGUGCUUGGGACUCGACUGCAUCGCCUGAGAAUGGAGUGACAGAGGGUGAAGCACAGGUGUAGCAUCACAGUGCGCGGCGUCUGUACUUUUUUUUCUGCUUUUUAUUGACCUUUUCUUCUUUUGAUAAAUGCGCGAUGUGAUGCAUCGUAAGACUCUGUCUUCUCGACUGGGAAUGGAAGAAAACUGUCUGUCUCUGUAGCAGCCAUUUGUGUUGUUGUGCUUCUAAACCGUAUUAUUUAACAAUGUCUGGUGAUAUAGAUAAUUGAGAAAUGGUGUAACGGAGAGUCUUUGGUGGGAUAAUUGCCUGAU